Vidua macroura (Pin-tailed whydah) is the source of this 1507-nucleotide messenger RNA. RefSeq names its product FtsJ RNA 2'-O-methyltransferase 1 (gene FTSJ1). NCBI's taxonomy places the organism in Eukaryota, Metazoa, Chordata, Aves, Passeriformes, Viduidae. The record is from RefSeq and is a predicted model, not a curated record. Gene Ontology annotation, biological process: tRNA methylation; cytoplasmic translation. Gene Ontology annotation, molecular function: tRNA methyltransferase activity. Gene Ontology annotation, cellular component: cytoplasm.
GGCCGGGGCGGCGCAUGCGCGGUGGCUCCGUGAGGGUUUGGGGUGCCCCGCCCGCCAUGGGCCGCUCCUCCAAGGACAAGCGGGACGUUUAUUACCGGCUGGCCAAGGAGGGCGGCUGGAGAGCACGCAGCGCCUUCAAACUGCUGCAGCUGGAGCAGCGCUUCCAGCUCCUGCACGGGGUCCAGCGGGCCGUGGAUCUUUGUGCUGCCCCCGGGAGCUGGAGCCAGGUGCUGAGUCGGCACCUCAGGGGCUCCGAGGGGUCCCCAGCCCAGGUGGUGGCCGUGGAUCUCCAGGCCAUGGCGCCGCUCCCGGGGGUGGUGCAGAUCCAGGGGGACAUCACCAAGGCCUCCACGGCCCGGGAGAUCCAGCGCCACUUCGAGGGGCACCCGGCCGACCUGGUGGUCUGUGACGGGGCCCCUGAUGUAACGGGGCUGCACGACCUGGACGAGUACAUCCAGGCCCAGCUGCUGCUGGCAGCGCUGAACAUCACCACGCACGUCCUGAAGAAAGGUGGCACCUUCGUGGCCAAGAUUUUCCGGGGCAAGGACGUGACCCUGCUCUACUCCCAGCUGCGCCUCUUCUUCCCCGACGUCACCUGCGCCAAGCCCCGCAGCAGCCGCAACUCCAGCAUCGAGGCUUUCGUGGUGUGCCGUGGCUACGCCCCCCCCGAGGGCUUCGUGCCCACCAUGGAGAACCCCCUGCUGGAGCCCGAGGCGGGCCUGGCCCUGGCCGCUCUCUCGGGCCCCUCCCGUGUCCUCGUGCCCUUCGUGGCCUGCGGCGACCUGAGCGCCUUCGACCCCGACCGCAGCUACCCCCUGCAGCUGGACCCCGCCAGGCCCUACAGCUUCGUGCCGCCCCCCGCGCCCCCCAUCGCGCCCCCCCUACGCCCGCGCCCUGCCGCCUGCGCCGGGGGGGGCGGCGGCCGGGGGGGCGUGCAAGGACCCCCGUGUGAGGGGAUGGGCGUGCAAGGACCCCCCGUGUGAGGAGAUGGGUGUGCAAGGACCCCCCCCAAGAAGGGAUGGGCGUGCAAGGACCCCCCGUGUGAGGGGGUGGGCGUGCAAGGACCCCCCCAAGAAGGGAUGGGCGUGCAAGGACCCCCGUGUGAGGGGAUGGGUGUGCAAGGACCCCCGUGUGAGGGGGGUGGGCGUGCAAGGACCCCCGUGUGAGGGGGGUGGGCGUGCAAGGACCCCAACAGGAGGAACAGGAAGAGUCCUUGUGUGAGGGGGUGGGCGUGCAAGGACCCCCGUGUGAGGGGGACAGAGCCUCAUGUGGAUGAGUGUGCAAGGAUCCUUGCAUGAGAUAAGUGUGCAAGGAUCUCUGUGUGAGAUGGGUGUGCGAGGACCCUCACAUGGGAUGGGUGUGCAAGGACCCCAACAGGAGGAACAGGAAGAGUCCUUGUGUGAGGGGAUGGGUGUGCAAGGACCCCCCCAGGAGGGGGUGGGUGUUGCAAGGACCCCCGUGCAAGGAGCUGCGCCAGCUCCGUCUUUUGGACUGAAUUUCUGCCCUA